GGGUUGUCGUCCUUUCGUUCGUCCUCAGUGAAGGAUAACGAUAGUUGGUUCACAUCAAUAACUUUACGGUACUGGUUAUAUCAGGCUUAAUUCAGAAUUUGAUCAUCAACUACUGACUUGUAGUCACUCUUCAAACCAAGCCAUCUUCGUUAACAGAUUUAUUGGCGCUCCGGUGGUCUAAAGAAUCCCGAGGCUCAAACAAGUAUGGACAUUAUUCGUCGCUGCCCAUUCCUGUCCCGUGUACCCCAAGCCUUUCUGCAGCAGACCAGAAAGUCCCUGGUGGUUUAUGCCCAAAGAUGCCCUGUGAUGAUGGACCUGGCCUCCAAGCCCCUGGCUCGCUCUCUCUGCUCCUCGUCCUCUAGCUUCCAGAAGACUGAGGACACCAGCACAUCCAAUGAGGAGACCAGCACAUCCAAUGAGGGACCUAAACAGGAUAUCAAGUUUCACAAGGGCCACCCUGCGCCAACCUCAGGGCAAGCUAGUGCCUCCAAGUGCCCUUUCCUGGCAGCGGAAAUGGGACAAAAGCACAGCAGCGUUGUGCGCCAAGCAAGUGUUGAACUCCAGGAGGACGUCCAGGAGGGCCGCAAUGUUCAGAUAGAUGUGUCCCCAGCCAAGCUGAACAAGCCUCUGGUCAUAACCUCGAAAGAUAGGGAAACCAACCUUAUGAGAAACCUCCUGAAGCAGCGCCCAACCAGGGUCUCCCACUUGUUGCAGGAGAACAUGCCCAGUGUGGCCAACUUUCAUUACGAUGAAUUCUUUGAGACGAAAAUCGAGGCGAAGAAGAGCGACCACACCUACCGCGUGUUCAAGACCGUGAACCGCAAGGCCACUGAGUUCCCCAUGGCCGACGAUUACACGCAGUCCCUGGGCUCCAAGAGGAACGUGUCCGUGUGGUGCAGCAACGACUACCUGGGCAUGAGCCGCCACCCGCGCGUGGUGCAGUCCGUCAUGGAGACUUUACAUAAGCAUGGAUCAGGGGCUGGAGGGACCAGGAACAUCUCUGGGACCAGCAAAUUCCAUGUCGAGUUGGAACAUGAGCUGGCUGACCUGCACGGCAAAGACGCAGCCUUGCUAUUUACUUCCUGCUACGUGGCAAAUGACUCGACUCUCUUCACAUUGGCUAAAAUGUUGCCUGGUUGUGAGAUCUACUCCGAUGCAGGGAAUCAUGCAUCAAUGAUCCAGGGGAUCAGGAACAGUGGAGCCAAGAAGUUCAUCUUUGGCCACAACAACGUCAACCACUUGCGAGAGCUCCUGAAGAAGUCUGACCCCUCCACUCCAAAGAUUGUAGCCUUUGAGACUGUGCACUCCAUGGAUGGUGCUGUGUGCCCACUGAAUGAGAUGUGUGAUGUCGCCCAUGAAUUUGGUGCAAUUACAUUUGUGGAUGAGGUCCAUGCAGUGGGCUUGUAUGGGGCCAGAGGUGGAGGGAUUGGAGACAGGGAUGGCAUCAUGCACAAGAUGGACAUCAUCUCCGGAACCCUCGGCAAGGCGUUCGGCUGUGUGGGGGGCUACAUCGCCAGCACCGACGCCCUGAUCGACACGGUGCGCUCGUACGCCGCGGGCUUCAUCUUCACCACCUCCCUGCCCCCCAUGCUGCUGGCCGGGGCCAGGGAGUCCAUCCAGACCCUCAAAGGAGAGGAGGGGCGCAUGCUGCGGCGCAAACACCAGCGCAACGUCAAGCUGCUGCGCCAGAUGCUGAUGGACUCUGGGCUGCCCGUGGUACACUGUCCCAGUCACAUCAUCCCUGUCAGGGUGUCCAAUGCGGAGAAGAACAAUGAGGUCUGUGACAUCAUGAUGAGCCGGUACAACAUCUACGUCCAGGCUAUCAACUACCCAACUGUGGCCCGGGGGGAGGAGCUGCUCCGUAUCGCCCCCACGCCACAUCACACCCCCCAGAUGAUGAACUACUUUGUUGACAAGCUAAUCGACACCUGGAAGGAGGUUGGUUUGGAGGUGAAGCCUCACUCCUCAGCUGAAUGCACUUUCUGCCAGCAGCCUCUUCACUUUGAAGUGAUGAGCGAAAGAGAAAAGUCUUACUUCAGUGGACUAAGCCACCCUAUUUCUGCACAUGCCUGACACUACACAAACUUUAAUCCAUUCCUUUAAAAUAUCACUGUUGUGGUGUAUAAUUGUCUUUGAUAAGUGGCAUAACUUAUUUAAUAUUCCAUGAGAAGAUACUAUAUGAUGAAAUAAAAUAUGAUAACAAA
This is a messenger RNA of Osmerus eperlanus (European smelt), 2204 nucleotides long. RefSeq names its product 5-aminolevulinate synthase, non-specific, mitochondrial-like. NCBI's taxonomy places the organism in Eukaryota, Metazoa, Chordata, Actinopteri, Osmeriformes, Osmeridae. Gene Ontology annotation, cellular component: mitochondrion; mitochondrial matrix. The transcript has 11 exons. Bases 205 to 2073 code for a protein of 622 amino acids. The record is from RefSeq and is a predicted model, not a curated record. Gene Ontology annotation, biological process: erythrocyte development; heme biosynthetic process; hemoglobin biosynthetic process. Gene Ontology annotation, molecular function: 5-aminolevulinate synthase activity; pyridoxal phosphate binding.